CCAGUAUUGAAGGUUGAGGCUAUUCUUGCAGAAGCGGCAGUUCAACUGGUUACCUUACUCAGCAAUGUUUAGGAAUCAGUACGACCACGAUGUUUCCAUAUGGAGUCCACAAGGACGAAUACACCAAAUUGAAUAUGCCAUGGAGGCUGUGAAGCAAGGCUCAGCAGCUGUAGCAUUGAAAAACCACGACUAUGCUAUUAUUGUUGCUUUAAAAAGAGCGCCGUCGGAACUGUCAUCUUACCAGGAGAAGAUUAUCCACAUCGAUGAUCAUGUUGGCGUCGCCAUUUCAGGGUUAACGGCAGACGGAAGGCUACUGAGUCGUUCUAUGCGCCGUGAGUGUGCAGAUAGCAGAUGGGCAUAUGAUGAACCUUUGCCUAUAUCCCGUUUACUUUCGAAGAUCACCCUGAAGAUGCAGAUUCCUACUCAGAGGUAUGGUCGGCGUCCUUUUGGCGUGGGGAUGCUGGUCACUGGUUAUGAUGCAUUAGGGCCACAUGUGUACUACUUGUGUCCUUCUUCAAAUGCAUAUGACUGCAAGUGCAUUGCUAUCGGAUCUCGCUCUCAGUCAGCUCGUACAUAUUUGGAACGAAAUCUAAAUGAGUUUAAAGGUUCUUCGUUAGAUGAGUUAAUUUGUCACGGACUAAAAGCUUUGAACAGCACAUUACCAAAUGAAGUUAGUUUGAAUACGAAGAAUUGUUCACUUGCUAUAGUCGGAAAAGAUAUGAAGUUUACAAUGUUUGAAGAUGAUGAUAUUGAUCCAUAUCUCAAGUUAUUCGAAGCCACUCAGACUGAUUCACAAACCCCAGUUGUAUCCGAUUCUGGUCCUACACCGAUGGAACAAGAUCAGCCUGCAUCUUAACAGACUGAGUUCGUAUACACCCAGUGACUACAAUUUGUCUUAUGUACUGUUUACUUUUAUUUGUAAAAAGAAGUGAAUAAAAAUUACGACAUG
Heterobilharzia americana is the source of this 949-nucleotide messenger RNA. NCBI's taxonomy places the organism in Eukaryota, Metazoa, Platyhelminthes, Trematoda, Strigeidida, Schistosomatidae. The record is from the annotation of a GenBank genome assembly.